UUUUGUAUGUUGCAGAUAAUAACAUCGCAGCUAAGAAUGGAAAUUAAUAAUUGAAAAUCUAUACUAAUUAAGGAAUUAUGCGAAUAGAAAUUUUACAAUUAGUACAGCAUGAGCGCUUCCACCCAUAGACCAGUGCUUCGAACUCAACUACGGCUAGAUUCCAAGUGGCUAAAAACUGAUUUACAGGCUGCUUUUACUAAAGAUGGGCUGAGCAGACUCUGGAAUGAGCUUGUUAAAGAUGGCGAGAUAACCACUAGUAAUUCAGACACUGUUGUUAACUGUGUAGGUGUCCCAGCACGCAAAGACAAUGGAUGUAACUGUUCACCAUGUCAGAAACUAGACAAAGAAGAGAAAGAACACAAAGACGAUGAAGACAAAAGACCUCCACCUGCUAUGGCACUGAUUGAAUCAUGGACAUGGGGAAAACAACCUGAUGUGCAGCACUUGAAGGAAUGCUUACAUUCAUUGGUAUAUGAACAACAACAGCUAGCCACUGAAGCAGCAACUACCACGCUGUCUUCAACACGGUUGCAGCAACGUCUAACAGUGUUAGAAAGAUACUUCACCGCCCUGGCAAGACACAACCCUGAACAAAGACAUGCUCUACAGAAAAAAACAGAUGGACCAAUUGUGAAGAGUAGUAAAAGGUAAAAUUGUGAGAAAGCCACCACUGGUCUCGCUAGAGUUGGGUCACGUGCUGCUCUAUCAUUCGCAUUUGCAUUUUUACGCCGGGCAUGGAGAACUGGUGAAGAUGCUGAUCUGUGUAGAGAACUCUUACAAGAAUCAUUAGAUGCCAUGCGUUCCCUGCCAGAAGCCACUCUGUUUGAUGAGACUUCAAUGUCCAAGGUUUGGUUAGAAGUGGUAGAAAGGGCUUCUAAAUUCCUUCGAUCAGUUGUGUUGGGAGAUCUGAAUGCAGGUGCUACUGCUAAAGGAGCUAACACCAUCCCAGUUGGGGACCAACAUGCUGCGUUAGCUUUGCUGUUGGAGCUUUCCAUGCAGAGGGGAACACUCAGUGAAAUCCUCUGCUCUGUACUUUUGCUGCUACAACUCUGGGAGUAUGGUCAACAAGAAACUGACAAUAGGAGCAACUCUGCGGGUACAAGUGCACCUUUGGUUCCAUUACUUCGCAGAUUUCAGGAAGUAUCGGGUAUGAAGUCUAAAGGACCGGAAAGUCCAAAGCUAGAGGAGUCGACAGGUAGUCUCAAGAUAAGUCCCACAGAUUGUUUUCUAAGAUAUUUACAAUUACCUAAAGAUGACGAUGCAUCGGUGGAUCUCAGACAGUCUGCUGUUGUUAUCAUGUCACAUCUAGACAGACUAGCAAUGCCAUAUACUCCACCAUCGGCCACACAAAAGGCAAGUACCACUUUUACAUCACAGGAAGUACUUGGAUGGGGUUGGAUUGCAUGGAUUGGUGGCAGCACAGCUCCAUGUGGCCCUUACCCUAUAGAAUCUCUUGGUGAUCUUGGUAUUAGACAGAUAUGUUGUGCUGAGAGAUGUUUACAUGCACUCACUAGUAAUGGGAAAGUCUAUGUCUUAUACUAUAGCUCUGAUGUUCAGGGUCCUCAGUUAUUAGAAAGCAUUGCUGACAAAGAGUGCAUAAAGAUUACAUCUCAUGCUGAGGGUAAACAUUACAUGGCAUUGACAUCAGAUGGUGAUGUAUACUCCUGGGGUAAUGGUGAUGGUGGCCGUCUAGGGCAUGGUGACACUAAUGCUCGAGAUGAACCAGUGUUGAUCCAGUCACUCUGUGGUAAACACAUCACACAUAUAUCCUGUGGUAGCACAUACAGUGCGGCCAUCACAUCCCAAGGUGAACUCUAUACAUGGGGUAGAGGUAACUACGGCAGAUUAGGACAUGGUAGUAGUGAAGACCACAGCACACCAUCAUUAGUAGUUGGGUUGAAAGGUCAAAGAGUGAUUGACAUAUCAUGUGGAAGUGGAGAUGCCCAGACCUUGGCCGUUACUGAAGACGGUUCUGUGUGGUCAUGGGGUGAUGGUGAUUAUGGAAAACUAGGGAGAGGUGGCAGUGAUGGCUGCAAAACGCCUAAAGUCAUUGAUAAAUUGAAUGGCCAAGACAUCAUAAAAGCUUUCUGUGGUGCACAGUUUUCAGUGGCUCUUAGCAAAGGUGGUAAUGUGUGGACAUGGGGUAAAGGAGAUGGCUACAGACUUGGCCACGGAACCGAGGAACAUGUGCGUCACCCCAAAAUGAUAGAAAGUUUACAAGGCAAGAAGAUUGCUGACAUACAAGUGGGGUCCAUGCACGUACUGGCUAGGACUGAAGAUGGGGAAGUUUACUGCUGGGGUAGAAAUGAUCAGGGCCAGUUAGGUGAUAACAGUCUAACCACCAAGUCAGAGCCUACUCUUAUGAAUGCCCUGGAUGGAAAGAAUAUAUCGGGUGUGGCAUGUGGACCAUCACAGAGUUUCGCCUGGUCAACCAGUGGUCACUGGAUGGUGAGUUUACGAGUGCCGUUCUGUGUCGAUGUCUGCAGAUUGACUUUUGAUUACUUAGAUCAGUUACUCCGACAAGUCUGUGAUGACCUAGAUGGUCGAACUGACUGGCCGCCACCACAGGAGAAGGAGUGUAUGGCUGUUGCUGGUUUGAAUCUUCUUCGAUUACAGUUGCAUGCUGCAAUAACACAGAAUGAAAAUCCAGAAGAUCUUGGACUUGGUCUUGGUGGAUCUCUACUGUUUAGUCUUAAACAGCGUGUUGUUGAUCUAGCCAGUAACGCAGGUGUGCUAUCAACUGUACAGAUAGCAGCUCAGUCAACACUGCAGAGUGGGUGGUCUAUUUUACUACCAACAGCUGAAGAAAGGGCAAGAGCUUUGUCUUCUUUACUGCCCUCUGCAGCUGGAGAAAACAUCACCAUGACGCCCGGUCGUCGUUUCAUGAUGGACCUGUUGGUGAGCAGCUUGAUGGCAGAUGGCGGAUUAGAGUCUGCAUUACGUGCGGCCAUAAAGACUGAGGUGAAAGAUAUUGAUGGUAUGAAUGAGAAAGAAACUGAAGAGGAAGGUUGUGACAAAGAUAUCACAGAGGGACUUGGCUUGCCCACAGCUAGCAAGAGGGAGGAGAAGAAAAAGGAAAUAACAAGUAAAACCAAACCAGAGGCAUCAAAAAAAGAAGACAAGAAAAUAACAAGUAUACCAUUACUACAAUUGGUACAACAGUUACUAAGGAAUGCAGCUAGUUAUACUCUGUCCAAACUCCAAGAUCUAUCUUUGGACGUCUCAAUGGAAGAUCUACCAAGGUCAUCUAAAGUUGAGAAAUCAACAUCUCUCGACUUAUUGCUUAGAUUUCAACGCCUUUUAGUCGGUGAGCUCUUCCCCAGAGAAGAGGAGAAAAACAAAGCCGGAUCUUCCACUGGUAUGUAGAAUCCUGAAUUACAAGGAGCUGCAUCGUUGAUGUGCAAAUACAUCUCACUACUGUGUUGUCAUGUUAGUGAUGUCUUAUCAGUAGCAGCCAGUCUAGCUAACAGCAGUGCAAAGCAUUUUGCUGCAGUGGCACACGUCAUUGAGUCAGAUAUAUCAGGUGUUUUACUACCUGAGUUGGUUGUAUGUAUGGUGUUAUUACAGGUACACUCAUCAGCAAUCAUGCAAUCAUGCCAGGCUGUACCAAUGUUAGGCAGUCUGUUAGAAUUGUUAGACAGGUUUAAUAAACUUGCACCUGGACUGGAUAAAGAAGAUUCUGAGGACCUUGCGUGGCCAGGUGUCAUAGCUAAGAACAUAUAUAGUAAUAACCAGAACAGAGGAAGUGAUGACGUUCCCUUGAUACGUAAAGCUGAUUUAGAGAAUCACAAUAAAGAUGGCGGAUUAUGGAUUGUCAUUCAUGGUAAAGUUUAUGAUGUGAAAGAUUUCCAGUCACAAGCACCAUGUGGUAGCGAUACACUUUUAAGAUUUGCUGCUCGGGAUGCCACAGAAGCUUUUGAGGAGGCAGAGCAUUCAGCUGAGGCCCGGGAAAUGAUGCAAGCUUUCUUUGUUGGUGUUUAUGUUGAGCCUGAACAAGAUGUUGUUGUGAUGACUGACACUAGCAGUAUUUCCAGCCCACUCAUUGACACAGAGCGUGUGCUUGGUCUCUUGCUGGGACUCCAUGCCAACCACCAGGCUCACAGCUUACCUAUCACGUCUGUAGAAGAAGAUUGCCAGCUGUGGUUGAAGUCAGAUCUCUUCAUGGGAGGAUUACAAGUGACUCAUCCAAUUGCUAGUCCUACAGAUGAAGAAAAGAGUGAAGCCAAAGCAACACCGCUGGGUUUCGCACCAACAAAACAUGAAGAGAAUCAGAAACUCUUCGCGAGACAGGUGUCCCAAGCUGAUCCUUCAGGGCCCUUUCUGCAGGCCAUCGCCGAGGGCAGAAUGCAAGACCCACAUGCAAAGACUUUUCUGUCCUACUGUGAAAGAUACUGCAAACAUCAUAACCUGACAAUGCCGAUUGAUUUCCCCAACGAUCACCCUGUAGAGGAGGUGGGACGGCUUUUAAUGGCAUGUUUGAUGAGACAUCUGGAUCUUGGGCAUGCUGCUUUAGCACUUGUUGAACACAGUGGACAUGGUGGUCAAGGGGAUGCAGCUGGCAGUUCUGUUCCACAUCAUCAUCGACACAUUACACUUCCGAGAUCCAUUGUUGAAAUGUGUAAAGUGGUCUUUCAUGCCAAGUGUUCUCUCAUCAAGACUCGACAAGACCUUGACAGGUCUUACAAGGAAGUAUGUGAUCCAGUGUUUGAACGUUGCUUGUUCCUGUUCAAUGAACUCAGACCAAGUAUUGGUAAUGAAGUGUCAGCAAUGUCAAGACUUAAGAUACUCAGUACACCGCCACGCUGGAGAAGUAUAGCACACAAGAUGAUUAGAGAUAAAAGGGCAGCUAAAGGUCUGAGCAAGCCAGACAAGAGCUGUGUCAGUGAUAGAAAGGAAGAUAGUGGCAUGACUGUCAAAGUAUAUGCCAAACACCAUGUUAAACAUGACAAACCAGCCAGAGAUAAGCCGCUACCACACUGCCUGAGUAAUGUCCACCUGAUACCAACCUGCAACCGAAUGAUACUCGAAAUAACCUUUGCCAAGCUGUACACCUGGGCCAUCAAUACACUGAGGGAAGCUGUCUUGAAUGCUGAUUAUCUAUUCAAAACAUCCGGCAUCAACCCAAAUAGUGCAUUUGCUAAUGGCAAUAGUUUGGGUACCUUCCCACCUGCCAGGUUUCUUUUAGCGAUGGUGACGAUGCUGACAUCAGAACACCAGGCCAACAGUCUGAGUCUGCUUUUGAAUUCAGGAGUUCUAGGACUAACACAAACUGUACUACGACUUGCUGGUCCCAAUCCAGACUCUAUUGAGGAAGAAGAUGAUCCACAUGUAGCGUCUGUGGUGGAGGAGACUAAAUCACAACCACAGCCAGCACCACUUCCAACAAGUGGACCUGAAUUAGCUGCUAUGAUGAAAAUAGGGACCAGAGUAGUUCGGGGACAGGACUGGAAAUGGGGUGAUCAGGAUGGGCCACCCCCAAGUGAAGGCAGAGUGAUAGGAGAGUUAGGUGAAGAUGGCUGGAUACGUGUACAGUGGGAUACAGGUAGUACAAACUCUUAUAGAAUGGGCAAAGAAGGCAAGUAUGACUUGAAACUAGCUGGCCCUCCACCCAUGCAGAAUACAGAAGAGGAUGACAAAGAAGUAGAUAUUGAUCCAGCCAUCAGUUAUAAGAGAGAAAGUAGCCAUCCUACUGUGUUGAUACACUAUGCUGGAGUGUGUUUACUCAGAUCGUUGGCAGUGUGUACUGGUGUGCAUGCUGAAAACAUGCAGAAAGAAGCUGUGCGUACAGUGUGUGGAUUAUUACGAACACUGGUAGAUGCAGGCUGCUCUAACGAUUCCAGUGCACAGUCGUCAGUAGCAUAUCAGCAGUACCGUGAAUGGGCAACUCUGGGAUUUACUCGAAGUAUAGCUACUUCACCAGCCGUGUGUUGUGCACUCAGCACACCACAGUGGAUAAAACAAUUACUGAGGCUUAUUGGAUAUAUGAACAGUCCACCCACAGCAGAUACCUUACCAAGACAGGUGCUAGCACUGCGUGUAUUACGAGCUGUGUUGCCGUCCUGGGAUAUGAGUCAGCAUAGGUGUAUUAUGAGUCAUCUAGUUGAGGAGGUGUUCAGUCUUCUUGGUAGCGUACUCUUAGCAUGUGCACAUGAUUCAUCAUUACUCAUAUCAGGUGAAGGAAUCAAGAAGAAGAAACAUCCUAAAGCACAGGUAUCCUUGACGGCAUCAUUCAGCAGUACAGUUGCUGAAGAGAUAGUGUCAUUGCUGAGAAAACUGCAUUCAUUGGAAUCCUGGAACCCGCUAAUCAACCAGUUUAUCUCUAACGGUUUACGUUUGAUUUCCGAUAUGGUUUCUGACAGGCCAGUUGUUCUGAGUGCAGAGACCCCUGAUGAUGACAGCAGUGUUCUGAAGAAUCAGGGUGAAGUGAUGGCUAUUCUUGCUGUGAUUGGUGGAAUUGAUGCACGACCUCGCUUAGGUGGUCUGGUGCGGCAUAAAGAGUGGGGUCUUGGUACCAUAGCUAGGAUUGCUGCUAGCGGUAAACUAACUGUACAGUGUGAUGGACAGAGAACUAUGAAAAUGUGUCGACUUAAGGCGCUUAAUCCUGUACCCGUGAUUAAUUUCAGUGUUGAGAAGUUACUCAUGGUGGAUACAGUCCUGCAUACUUGGGUGACAUUAGGUAGUCUUCUGGGUUCAGGGUUCAAAGCUCCAAGAAGUUCUGACACUUCAUCACUCAGUAGACCAAGCAGCUCAUCAUCUUUCACUGUCGGUGAGACAGAUUUGGUAAAUACUAAAUUGUUACGAAAACAACAAGUACGACUUGGUGUCUUGAAAGCUGCCAGGAUACUUUUCAGUAGACAAGACAACUUACGUUUGUUACUAUCAUUGAUGGCGACUGUGCGUGUGCCUUCCUCUGAUGACUCUGAACCAAGUACUACACAGAUGUUGCUGUUACAACAUCUUAUGAAUGCAGCCACCAAACCGUCUCCGAUAAAACCUGUGUUUGAUAGAGAAGAACUGGAGGCUGCGGCUUUAGCAAUAUGUCAGUUCUUAGCAGCGGAAGCUGUUCACCCGCAGACUGAGGAAGCUCCAAGCACCCAUUCUGAUACACCAACAACCACCCCUAGCAGCACAUCUACUACGUCUGGUGCUGUAGCUACUGCAGAGCCAGUCAGUAGCAAUGUUAUCAACAAUGACAGACAGAGUACUAUUAAACUGACUAACAAACUAAAGAAAAGAAAGGCAUCGCCGCCACCACCUUCUCCACUCAUGCAGCAGUUGAUGGAAAUGGGGUUCCCACGAAAGAAUGUGGAAUUUGCAAUAAAGGCACACACUUUUUUAUCAAUCUAUAUUACAGGCAGUUCUAGUGACACUCCAUCAGCAGAGGUACUCGUUAGCUGGUUGUUAGAGCAUCCUGAUUUACAAGUACCUGAUUUAGUAUCUGACUCUGAAAGUAUCUCAUCAUGUGACGAUUACUCUGAUACAGACUCUAUAUCAGAUGAAUUUGAAGACAUGGAAGGGGGACAAGAUCACGGUUAUUCUUCUGAAGGACAGGUGUUUAAGAAACGUGCUGAUUUCUUUAAUAACGAUGACUAUGCCAUGUAUGUUAGAGACAACAUCCAAGUUGGUAUGACUGUGAGAUGUUGCCGCACAUAUGAAGAAGUGCAUGAAGGAGACACAGGCAGAGUUGUCAAGUUGGACCGUGAUGGCUUGCAUGAUCUAAACGUACAGUCAGACUGGCAGCGUAAAGGUGGCACCUACUGGGUUCGGUACAUACAUGUUGAACUCCUAGGACACAUGAUGCAGACAGCUGAAGGCAGUAACAUUAAAGUUGGCGACAGAGUACGAGUCAAGCACACGGUUGCAUCACCCAAAUAUAAAUGGGGUUCCGCCACGCAUCAAAGCAUUGGCACAGUAACUGCCAUCAGUGCUAAUGGACGGGACAUAACCGUGGACUUUCCACAGCAAUCUCACUGGAUCGGUCUAGUCUCCGAAAUGGAGCUGGUGCCCAGCAAUCACCCUGGUGUCACUUGUGAUGGCUGUCAUAUGUACCCAAUCAGUGGUCCCAGAUACAAGUGUCGGGUGUGCGAUGAUUUCGAUUUCUGUGAGAACUGUUUCCGAAUGAGAAGGAACCACAGACAUCAGUUUAAUCGAAUUGCAGAACCAGGUGCAUCUCCUGUGAAUGCUGGGCGUCCUGGUAAAGGUAAGAAGAAAACUAAUGCUGCAGGUGCUCUGAUAGAAGAAUGGAAUCGAUGUGUAAAACAUUUAUCCGUAUCAACAAGGGAAAGCCAAGCAUCUAGACUAAUUGAUGGCAAUCCAGCCACAUACUGGCAGUCAUCCGGAUCACAAGGAAAGCACUGGAUCCGUAUGGAGAUGCAUUCUGAUGUAUUGAUACACAGAUUACGCAUCACUGUGGAACCCACUGACAGUAGCUAUCAACCAUCGCUAAUAGUGAUAUCAGGUGGGGACAGUAUAUCUACACUACGAGAGUUAAAAACAGUCACUAUUGGUCCCACUGAGUCCUUGGUCACUCUACUACAGGAUGUCACUGAGUAUCAUCGCUUUAUGGAGAUAGCUAUUCGUCAGUGUAAAAGCAGCGGUAUAGACUGCAAGGUACAUGGUGUGUACAUGACAGGCCGUAUGAAAGCUGAUGAUGAUGACAUCGCUGCUAGCUUUUCGUUCCUUGCAUCUGACAAUGAAGAAGAUGACGAGAGAAGUAACAAUAGGACUACGUUCAGACAGCGAUCACUGGGACUGGCUGCAGCCAAUGAAAUUCAAACAAAAGUCUUUGUAUGGGGUCUGAAUGAUAAGGAUCAAUUAGGUGGUCCCAAGGGGUCAAAGAUUAAAAUACCAGGAUUCAAUGACACUCUAUCAACUAUAAAAUGUGUUCAGAUUUCUGGUGGAUCUAAAAGUCUUUUUAUUGUAACACAAGAAGGUAAAAUGUACGCAUGCGGUGAAUCAACUAAUGGUAGACUGGGAUUGGGUCCAGUUACUGGGAAUGUAGCUAUGCCAAAGCCAGUCACUUCACUAUCACAGUAUGUAGUGAGAAAAGUUGCAGUACAUUCAGGUGGACGGCAUGCUAUGGCAUUAACAGUUGAUGGUAAAGUGUUCUCAUGGGGUGAAGGAGAUGAUGGAAAACUGGGACAUUUCAGUCGCAUGAACUGUGACAAACCACGUCUGAUUGAAGCGUUGAAAACGAAGAGAGUACGGGACAUUGCGUGUGGCAGUUCGCACAGUGCUGCAAUCACAUCAGAUGGUGCUCUGUACACAUGGGGACUGGGUGAAUAUGGCCGACUGGGACAUGGUGACAAUACCACACAACUCAAACCGAAACAGGUAAAAACUCUAUCAGGUCAGAGAGUGGUCCAGGUUGCCUGUGGAAGUCGUGAUGCCCAGACACUUGCACUGACGGAUGAAGGCAUGGUGUUUUCUUGGGGUGAUGGUGAUUUUGGUAAACUCGGCCGAGGAGGCAGUGAGGGAGUUAACACACCCCAUAAUGUAGAGAGGUUGAACGGACAAGGUGUUACACAGAUUGAAUGUGGGGCUCAGUUUUCAUUAGCAUUAACUAAGACAGGACAAGUGUGGACCUGGGGUAAGGGUGACUACUAUAGAUUGGGCCAUGGAUCAGAUGCACAUGUUAGAAAACCCCAAGUGGUUGAAGGUUUGAAAGGCAAGAAGAUUGUCCAUGUAGCUGUAGGAGCUUUACAUUGCCUUGCAGUCACAGACAACGGUCAGGUGUAUGCAUGGGGCGAUAACGACCACGGGCAGCAAGGCAACGGUAUGACUACUGUCAAUAAGAAACCAGCAUUGGUCCAUGGAUUGGAAGGUGUGAAGAUAACUAAAGUUGCAUGUGGUUCUUCUCACAGCAUAGCAUGGUCUACUACUGAUACCAGCCUUCCAUCUGUACAUGAACCUGUAUUAUUUACAACUCCCAGGGAUUCACUGGGGGCUUCUUCAGUAGGUAUAACAGAAGGUAAUAAUAACCAGUCAGGUGGAUCUUCUAACGUCAGAUCACAGUCUAAACAAAGACCAUCGUUGGCAAAGAUAGUAUUAUCUCUUGAGACCAGCACUGCAAAACAGCAAGCGUUAACGCAUAUCCUGACUGCAUUGCAGAUUAUAUAUGCACGAUAUGCCAUUGUAAUUGCUCUGCAAAAUGAAAUACCACCGCAGCCAUCAUCUACUACACCCAGCAGUGAGAGCGCUCGUACAGUGCCAACUACUCCACUUGAUAUCGGUGACGUAACUAUUGAGAUGAGUGAGCCACCUACACCAUCAUCUGAAGUCCAAUCACCAGCUGAUGGCUUGCCCAGUAAAUCCAGUUCUCUUAAAUCAUCUACUAUUGUACCAGAAACCAUCACUACUACAGAGCAGGUGACAAGUCCUGAUGAUUCAGAGCCACCAACAAUACAAGGACUGGAUGAAUUCACAUCUAAAUUAGGAUCUGAUGAUGCCAGGGUUCUUGUGGAUCUUCUCAAACUAGCCGUAGCUGAUAGAGCUGGACCACAUGGCAAGGAAGCUUUGUCAUCUGUGUUGACAGCACUUGGAAAGACGUAUCCCCAGGUUGCUGACAUGCUUUUAGAGUUAUGUGUGACUGAGCUGGAAGAUGUUGCCACAGAUACAGAGAGUGGUAGGACAGCUAUGCAGCCUGUAGUACAGGAAAGUAGUCAUCCUUAUGUAGAUGAUAUAUCAACAUCUGGACAAGUCAAAAUACCUGGAGCUGAAGCCCUGAGAAUUGAGUUUGAUCGUCAAUGCUCAACCGAAAGAAGACAUGACCCCUUAACAAUCAUGGACGGUGCGGGCAGAGUAGUGUCAGUGAGAUCAGGCCGAGAGUGGUCUGAUUGGUCCCAGGAAUUAAGAAUCCCCUGCGAUGAGUUGAAAUGGAAGUUUACCAGUGACGGUUCAGUUAACGGCUGGGGAUGGCGGUUCACUGUCUUCCCAAUCAUGCCGGCCGCAGCUCCGAAAGAUCUUUUAUCAGAUAGAUCUGUGUUGUCUCGGCCAUCUAUCGACUUGGUUACAUGCCUGUUGGAUAUCCGUUUAGAAAGUGCCAACAGUCAUCGUAUCAUGCCAAGGUUGGCAGCGGCGUUAGCAGCGUGUGCUCAGCUUAGCUCACUUGGAGCAUCUCAACGUAUGUGGGCAUUGCAGAGAUUACGUAAACUGAUAAAUACUGAAUAUGGAGCGGCAUUGAAUGUAGACGCCAUAAUUGGUGGACAUGAUAUGAGUGAUGAAUUGCCUCACCCCAUGACAUCAUUCAGCGGUACAGCACUGGCAGCUCUUGUCAAGGGAUUACCAGAAGCAUUACAGAGACAGUAUGACUAUGAAGAUCCUGUGGUCAGAGGUGGUAAACACUUGUUACACAGCCCAUUCUUUAAGGUACUGGUAGCCCUUGCAUGUGAUUUGCGAUUGGAUGCCUUAGCAUGUUGUGCCAUGUCUCAUCGCUGGUCUUGGUUCCGGCGUUACUGUACGGCAGCCCGGGUAGCACAGUCUCUUGAGAGGCGUACUCCUCUGCCGUACAGCUUCUUGGAAGAGGUAAUGAAGAAAAUCAAGGAGAUAUCAGCAGAUGGAGAGGACAUAUCUAAGGAUCAUGAAAACCAUCACAUAUUUCAAAAAGAGCAUGAUGAACAAUUAUUACUCUGGAUGAACCGGAGAGCUGAUGAUUGGACGCUAUCUUGGGGAGGUAGUGGAACUAUUUUUGGUUGGGGACAUAAUCACAGAGGACAGUUAGGUGGUGUAGAUGGUGCUAAGGUCAAAUUACCAUCGCCCUGUGAAGCUUUGUCCACUCUAAGACCAAUACAGAUAGUGGGAGGAGAACAGACAUUAUUCUGUGUUACUGCAGAUGGAAAGGUGUAUGCAACUGGUUAUGGUGCUGGUGGACGACUUGGUACAGGAGGGACAGACUCUGUAUCCACUCCUACACUCUUGGUAUCUAUACAACAUGUAGUUAUCAAGAAAGUAGCUGUUAACUCUGGCGGUAAACACUGCUUAGCUCUGUCUCAUGAAGGGGAAGUGUAUACUUGGGGUGAGGCAGAAGAUGGCAAGUUAGGACAUGGAAUCAGAUCCCAUUGUGAUCGACCACUAGUUUUGGAUUCCCUGCGAGGUAAGGAGGUCGUUGAUGUGGCAGCUGGUGGUGCCCAUAGCGCUUGUAUCACAUCUAAUGGUGAACUCUAUACAUGGGGAAAAGGAAGGUAUGGACGUUUGGGGCAUGGAGAUAGCGAGGACCAGCCUCGUCCUAAACUAGUGGAAGCUUUGAAAGAUUAUCGAGUAACUGAUGUCGCUUGCGGUAGCGGUGAUGCCCAGACACUAUGUCUAACGGACGAUGAUUGUGUAUGGUCAUGGGGUGAUGGAGAUUACGGUAAACUAGGUCGUGGUGGCAGUGAUGGAUGUAAAACCCCACAGAGAAUUGAAUCAUUGGUAGGACUGGGCAUAUGUAAAGUAGAGUGUGGAUCUCAGUUCUCUGUAGCAUUAUCAAAGUCUGGUGCUGUUUACACAUGGGGCAAGGGUGACUACCAUAGACUAGGCCAUGGAACAGACGACCAUGUGAGGAGACCCCGCAAAGUAGCUGCUUUACAAGGAAAGAAAAUCUUCCAUAUUGCCACAGGAUCUCUUCACUGUGUUGCCGUCACUGAUCAAGGUGAAGUCUAUACUUGGGGUGACAACGAUGAAGGUCAGCUAGGUGAUGGAACAACUAAUGCAAUACAGAGACCAAGAUUGGUUACUGCUUUACAAGGCAAGAAGAUCACUCAUGUGGCAUGUGGCUCAGCUCACAGUCUGGCCUGGUCAACCAGUAAACCAGUCAAUGCCAGUAAACUGCCAUGUAAAGUGCCAAUGGAAUACAACUUAUUGCAGGACAUCGGUAUUUCUGUGCUGCGUAACCGACUAGUCUUGCUUCAUAAUUUCUCUGAACUCUUCUGCCCGUGUAUACCCAUGUUUGAUCUGCAAGGAAAAGCAGAGGAUUCUGAUGGAGGCCCAUCUGUUGGUAUGGAUGCACUCAGAUCAUUGCUGGUCUCAAGUGGAAAGGAGGCUGCAUUCCGAAAAGUAGUGCAAGCAACUAUGAUUCGUGACAGACAGCAUGGUCCUGUGAUUGAACUAAACAGAAUACAGGUGAAGAGAUCACGUAGUAAAGGUGGCAUGGCCGGUCCAGAUGGCACCAAAUCAGUAUUUGGACAAGCUUGUUUCAAACUUAGUAACUUUGCUUCUGAUAGUCUACUUCUACCACAUCGAGUAUGGAAAGUCAAAUUUAUAGGUGAGAGUGUAGAUGACUGUGGUGGUGGAUAUAGUGAAUCUAUUGCUGAAAUGUGUGACGAAUUACAGAACGGUUCUGUACCGUUGCUGAUUGUGACACCAAACGGGCGUGAUGAAUCUGGUGCUAACAGAGACUGUUUCCUUCUUAAUCCACACUUAAAAUCAGAAAUACACAAAAAACUGCUUCAGUUUCUAGGUAUUUUAAUGGGUAUAGCUAUUCGUACUGGCAGUCCUCUUAGUUUGAACCUAGCAGAGCCUGUGUGGAAGCAAUUAGCUGGCAUGCCGUUAACAGUGUCUGACUUGACAGAGGUUGACAAAGAUUAUGUACCAGGUCUGAUGUGUAUCCGAGAUAUGGAAUCUGAAGUUUUUAGUGAAAUGGAGAUGCCGUUCAGUACCCCUAGUGCCAGUGGACAAGAAAUGCAACUCAGUUCAAAGUAUUCACGGAUCAAUCUUGAAAACCGGAAUGAAUAUGUCAGAGCUGCUCUUAAUUACAGGUUACAUGAGUUCUAUGAUCAGCUGCAAUGGGUGAGAGAAGGCAUGGCUAAAGUGAUACCAGUACCACUGCUUUCACUGUUUACUGGAUACGAACUGGAGACAAUGAUCUGCGGUAGCCCAGAUAUUCCCUUACAUUUACUGAAGAGUGUGGCCACCUAUAAAGGAACAGAUGCCACGGCACCACUGGUGCAAUGGUUCUGGGAAGUCAUGGAGGAGUUUUCAAACACAGAGAGAUCUCUAUUUCUAAGAUUUGUUUGGGGGAGAACUCGCUUGCCACGUACAAUCGCUGAUUUCAGAGGCAGGGACUUUGUCCUUCAGGUGUUGGACAAGUACAACCCUCCAGAUCACUUCUUGCCAGAAUCCUACACUUGUUUCUUCUUGCUUAAAAUGCCCCGGUAUUCUUGCAGAGAAGUGCUGCGAGAGAAAUUAAAAUAUGCCAUCCAUUUUUGCAAAUCAAUUGACACUGAUGACUAUGCCAGAAUUGCACUCACCGGUGAACCAGUCGGUGAUGAUACGACAGACGAGAGCGAUGACGAAGACAUUGAUAGCGUGGAAUCGGAUACCGAACCAGAAUCAGACUAAAUGUGCUGUUAUUGUCUGUAUAUGAUGAACCAAACGAAUCCUAUCUAGACACUGUUAAUUUAAAUUAGUUACAGAUAACGGC
Molecule: messenger RNA, 14395 nt
Organism: Saccoglossus kowalevskii
Lineage: Eukaryota; Metazoa; Hemichordata; Enteropneusta; Harrimaniidae
Product: E3 ubiquitin-protein ligase HERC2-like
Biological process (GO): protein ubiquitination
Molecular function (GO): protein binding; ubiquitin-protein transferase activity; zinc ion binding
Source: RefSeq, a predicted model, not a curated record